ACGGAAGCCCUCAGCUUGCGGGUGUCGGUAGAACCCGGAUUCCGGAGUUUCACAUUCUUUGGAGCGGGGUUUCUGAACACGGCGGGUGGGAAAACCCGGCGCCCGGAAGCCUUCGCUUUCUUUGACGCAGGGGCUCUGGACGCAGCAGCCGUCGGCCCAGCGCCCAGCCAGGAACGACCCCAGACGGAGCCUUCGGAGUUCCUCUGCCCCCACCGCAGGGUCUCAGAGCUUCGGUCCUCCUCGCCGCUCUCCUUGUGGCCAUGGAGUGUCCGCACCUCAGCUCAAGCGUCUGCAUCGCUCCGGACUCAGCCAAGUUCCCCAACGGCUCCCCGUCGUCCUGGUGCUGCAGCGUGUGCCGGUCCAACAAAAGUCCCUGGGUCUGUUUGACUUGUUCAAGUGUCCACUGUGGAAGGUAUGUGAAUGGCCAUGCCAAAAAACAUUAUGAAGAUGCACAAGUACCCUUAACCAACCAUAAGAAAUCAGAAAAGCAAGAUAAAGCUCAGCACACAGUGUGUAUGGACUGCAGUAGCUAUAGUACAUAUUGUUACCGCUGUGAUGAUUUUGUGGUUAAUGACACCAAACUGGGACUGGUACAGAAAGUCAGAGAACACUUACAGAACUUGGAAAACUCAGCUUUCACAGCUGACAGGCAUAGGAAAAGAAAACUUUUGGAAAACUCUUCAUUAAACAGCAAGAUAUUAAAAGUAAAUGGAAGCACCACUGCCAUUUGCGCCACAGGUCUCCGGAAUUUGGGGAACACUUGUUUCAUGAAUGCCAUCCUUCAGUCACUCAGUAACAUUGAGCAGUUUUGCUGUUAUUUCAAAGAACUGCCCGCUGUGGAAUUAAGGAACGGGAAAACAGCUGGAAGGCGAACAUACCACACCAGGAGCCAGGGGGAGAACAGCGUGUCUUUGGUGGAAGAGUUUAGAAAGACGCUCUGUGCUUUGUGGCAAGGUAGCCAGGCUGCAUUUAGCCCAGAGUCCUUAUUUUAUGUUGUCUGGAAGAUUAUGCCGAAUUUUAGGGGCUAUCAGCAGCAGGAUGCCCACGAAUUCAUGCGCUACCUUUUGGAUCACCUGCACUUGGAACUCCAGGGCGGUGUCAAUGGUGUUUCCCGCUCAGUAAUUCUUCAGGAGAAUUCUACUCUGUCUGCAAGUAACAAAUGUUGCAUGAAAGGGAUUUACAAGAUGAACACCCCAAAGAAAGAAAAAAAAGAAAAUGGAGCAUCUACAGUUGUCACAGCUAUAUUCGGAGGCAUUCUCCAAAAUGAGGUGAACUGCCUCAUAUGUGGGACAGAAUCUAGAAAGUUCGAUCCAUUCCUAGACCUUUCAUUAGAUAUUCCAAGUCAGUUCAGAAAUAAGCGCACUAAGAAUCAAGAAAAUGGACCAGUUUGUUCAUUACGAGAUUGUCUUCGCAGUUUUACUGACUUAGAAGAACUUGAUGAGACAGAGUUAUAUAUGUGCCACAAAUGCAAAAAGAAACAAAAAUCCACUAAAAAGUUUUGGAUUCAAAAACUACCCAAGGUGCUAUGCUUACAUUUGAAAAGAUUUCACUGGACAGCAUAUUUAAGAAACAAAGUUGAUACAUAUGUAGAAUUUCCACUGAGAGGCCUAGACAUGAAAUGCUACUUACUGGAGCCCGAGAACAGCGGCCCAGAGAACUGCCUGUACGAUCUCGCUGCUGUAGUGGUGCACCACGGUUCAGGGGUUGGUUCUGGACAUUACACAGCAUAUGCAGCUCACGAAGGUCGCUGGUUCCAUUUCAAUGACAGUACUGUAACACUGACUGAUGAAGACACCGUCGUAAAGGCCAAGGCCUACAUCCUUUUUUAUGUGGAACGCCAGGCCAAAGCUGGAUCGGAUAAACUCUAAUACCUCUUCUAAAUCAUUUGUCAACUAUACCGGACAAACAUUUCCAAUUUUCCAUAAAUACUUGAUCUAAGGUUUAAUUUCAUUAUGCACUUUUCAAUGUCCUGUUUUGGGUUUAGUUUUAUUAUGUCAAUGGUAGUGACUUACUGAACAUGGGCACCAACUAAUUUUUUUUUUAGUUCUACCAGAAAACCUCAGCAGAUAUUUUGAUUUGCUGCUUUAGUUGUAAUAAUUCAGUUUUUAUAUAUAGUUUGAAGAACUUAGUUCUGUUUGACUUUUUUAUAUUAAUGUUUUCAGUUCCCACUUUGAGGCACAUUUACAUCAAUGCUUUGUUCCUCUCACAUGCUGAAAGCAAGAUGUGUUCCGGACUGUGAAGAGCAACAUAACUGCCCGCUGCCUUUCCACAGCUGUCGUGGAGAUCAGGCUGCCUCUAAGUCACGGAUCACGUGUGCAUGUAUCUGUGGCCCACAGCACUUCAGUGACUGCUCAGUAAUCACCCUUUUUGAUUGUAAAAGCUAACUGAGGGCACCAUUAAGUAGACCAGGUAAUUGCUGCUCUUGGCAUCUCUCAAGGCUGCUGCCUAUCAGCACUAAAUAAAUUUGUUGGUUCAGUUGUACCUAUACUGCAAAUUCAUGAAUUACACUGUCGUUUUUAUUUUGGGGCACAGAAAAGUCCAAAUAAGAUAAAAUACAUUUAGCAUUUUGAAAAAUUCUGUGACUUGGCUCCAUGGUAUACAUGUUACACAGUUGGGGCUGGGAUCGUCACCUCCAGGGUUGAUUUCAACCAUCACCUACACUUUACGUAACACUGUGGGGUCUGUUUUUAUAGGAGAAAGUUAGUCUUUGAUACUCUGGGUUUUAACAUUGGCCUAUCCUGGUAGCUGAGCAAGUUGAAAAUAUUCUCACUUUGAAUAAGUAGAGUUGCUGUUCUUAAUUUGAGUUGUCUUUGUUUUAAAAUUGUUUUCAGAAAAAUUAGGUACAAGUGCUAUUUAGAUGUAACUCAAAUUGAAAUUUGGAGCCAAAAAUCCCAUCUGAAGAAGGUCACUAUAAUUCUGCAAGUGUUCCAAGCCAGCCUACUGAUUUCUGGAGUGGCGGUGGCAUUCACUUGCAGAUAUGCAGAGAAGGAGCUCCAGAACAGGCAAAGGGCCACUUCAUAGUCAUCGCUUGUCCCAAUCACUGUUUUCCUCCCUUCUCAAUACUCUACAAGUUGUGAAAGCGGCAAAAUGUAUUUCAUGUUGAGCCAGCUAAGCAGAUUUCUUGGUAAACUUGUUUUUUCUAUUAAAAGAAAUGGUCAAGAUUUUUUAAGUAUAUGAAUGUAAAAAAAAAAAUGUCUGGUGUCUAUCCUAGGUCAAUAUUCGAAGUUACAGGAAAGGUGGCUCCAUUUCCACUUUAAUAUUAGCUGGAUAAAUCAUACAUUUUCACAGUCAAAAACAUCUGCUAAACACUUUAACAUGACUAGGAGCAAAUUACAAUUAUGUCUGAACUUGCACUAUCCAGUUCAGCAGUCACCAGCUACAUGUGGUCAUUAAAAUUUUAAUUUUAAAGAAAAAACUAAAAACUCAGUUCUUAGUCCCACUAGCCACAUUUCAAGUGCUGAGCAGCUGUCUGUGGCACAGGACUGCACAGGUUUCAACAGUCCCUUCAAUGCGUACAGUUCUCUUGAACAGUACUGCCUUAAAAUUUCAUUCCCAAGAAAAAUGCUUUGCCAUCACGUUUAUAUAUACUGAAAAUUAGAGUCUAGAAGACAAAUUAAGAGCAAAACAUGUAUUUUAAAAAUACAAUGCUAAAUUACAGUUGACCCUAGAACAACAUGAGUUUGAACUGCACAGGUACAGGAUUUAAAAAUAAAUAUAUUGGAAAAUUUUUUGAAGAUUUAUGAAAAUUUUCUAAACAUUUUCUCUAGCAUUCUUGUAAGAAUACAGUAAAUAAUACAUUUAACAUUAUAAAAUAUGUGUUAAUCGAGUGUUACAGGUAAGGCUUCCAUUCAACAGUAAGCUAUUAGUUGAGUUUUGGGGGAGUCAAAAGUUAUAUGUGGAUUUUCUACUGUGUGGAGUCAGUACACCAACCUCCAUCUUGUUCAAGGGUCAACUGUUCAUUAGAUUGCACCAUACGAGGUUGGGAUUUCACUGUGUUCUA
Molecule: messenger RNA, 4000 nt
Organism: Manis javanica (Malayan pangolin)
Lineage: Eukaryota; Metazoa; Chordata; Mammalia; Pholidota; Manidae
Gene: USP3
Product: ubiquitin specific peptidase 3
Biological process (GO): protein deubiquitination
Cellular component (GO): nucleus
Molecular function (GO): zinc ion binding; cysteine-type deubiquitinase activity
Source: RefSeq, a predicted model, not a curated record